UCUCUGGUUGGCCUGAUGACCUAUUUGGACUGGGCUAUGGUAUUUAUCACGUCUGUAUCGUGUGUUUCAAUGCUAUUUGAGAGUCCUUGGCCGACAACUGGUGAAAAUCUUAUUUUCAAUAAUCCUUACCUGCAGAUAUGUGAAUAUUUGUUUGUUAUAUCGAUGACAUUCGAACUUGCUGUGAAGAUCCUUGCGAAUGGAUUUUUCUUUACGCCGAACGCAGUAAUACGGGAUGUUGGUGGUGUUAUGACACUUUUCAUAUACAUUGUUAGUGCUGUGAAAUAUUGA
Anisakis simplex (herring worm) is the source of this 288-nucleotide messenger RNA. The record is from the annotation of a GenBank genome assembly. NCBI's taxonomy places the organism in Eukaryota, Metazoa, Nematoda, Chromadorea, Rhabditida, Anisakidae.